This is a messenger RNA of Salvelinus sp. IW2-2015, 2795 nucleotides long. Its product is annotated as sodium-dependent lysophosphatidylcholine symporter 1-B. Gene Ontology annotation, cellular component: plasma membrane. Gene Ontology annotation, molecular function: lysophospholipid:sodium symporter activity. The record is from RefSeq and is a predicted model, not a curated record. NCBI's taxonomy places the organism in Eukaryota, Metazoa, Chordata, Actinopteri, Salmoniformes, Salmonidae. Gene Ontology annotation, biological process: carbohydrate transport.
CUUCUAUGUCUUCUUCACCAAGUUUGCCUCUGGAAUCUCCCUGGGGAUCUCCACUCUCAGCUUGGAUUUUGCAGGGUAUAUGACUCGAGGUUGCACCCAGCCUGAGAACGUGGAUAUAACCCUGAAGGUUCUGGUCUCCGCGGCGCCCAUAGGACUCAUUCUGAUUGGCCUGGUCUUAUUCCGCUCUUAUCCAAUCGACGAAGAGAGGAGGCAGGGCAACAGGAAGCUGCUUCAGGAGCAACGGGAAAAUGAAUCAGACUCAGAAACGGACUCCACAGAACUGACCAACAUGGUGUAGGUUCUAGAACACUCAUGGACCAUUGGAGUGACACUGUUGCUUACACCGGGUGGGGCUAACGAGGGCUGGACCGAUCACGACGGAGAUACUGCUACCAUCCAAUCACACUGCUGCUCACGUGUCUCAGAACACCUGUCGUCAUGACGAUGCACCGUGGCAAUGGAACAACAAAAGUAUCUUAUGGCGACGGAAUCCUAAAACGGAUUGACCUUCCCGGUUCAAUUCCCCAGCCCACUUAAGCUAUGACAAACUCGGAGACAUUGUUUUGGGUGCAGUCUCAAAAGGCAACCGAUUUCCUAGUGCACUCUAUGGAGACUCAGAGUACUGUGAAACACAUCCUUUUGUUGUCGUCGUCCAUGAAUGUUACACAAAACCUUAAUGUGAUGUGUGUACCUUUUCUUUUUUUUGUUGUGUAUUUUGCCAAUGUUGAAUAUUUCUGUCAGAACUUGAUCUAUCGUGGCAACAAUUUUCAAACGCUCAAGACUUUUUAGACGUUGUUCUAGAACAAUCUACUACUCCCCUCAACUGUGACACUUGAACGGCCGUCUUUCUAUGGUGAAGACGACCGUCAAUAAAAUUCUUUUUUUUCUACUCGGUUUACAUUUCAGUUAAAGGUAAAAAAUAAAAAUAAAAGCCAGACAAAUUAUUUUGGUAGAGAGAAUUUCUACAACUGAAUACCUAUUACCGGUAUACGUGUUUCUACAGACUUCAGUUUGGUACUGUGUAUAAAACAAGGCAGAACCCUAUCUAGCAUUGACAGAUUCAAAGUGUGAUUUCAUCGUUUAAAUUCCUUUUUUUUUUUUUUUAAGGUUUAAGACCUUGUCUGCUAUUUGACACUACAAUGGAGUUCUGUCACGGAUUCCAUUUUGUUUUUACAAUGUUUCCUUCCUCACUUUUCAUUUGCUCAUUCAACAAGGGGUGUAUUCACUAGGAUGCCAAGAGGGAGGGACCUACCUGAAUUUGUCCCAUAGAAACUCCUUUGUUGCAAAACAUUUUUGCUAYGGUGUGCACCAAUGAAUACACCCCAGUAAUGCCCAGAAGAGAUUUGGUCCUAACUGCAACACUGUAGGUAACUAUACAUAUAAGUAAAAAUAUGUCUCAAACACUGGUUCUUAGUCUCACCAUUUUAAACCAGAACCACUAUAGCACAACAAUUGUUAACCAAACUAUUUUACACAGCCUGUUACAAUCUAUCAUGUAUUAAAGUUGUUUUUCUUACAGCUAGUCAUUAACUUAGUGUUGGGAAAAACCAUAAUGACAGCUAGUACUAAUCUAGAAAGAUUACGUUAUUUAAGUAUGUGAGUAAAAUGUAUUUGUCCUAUUAAGAGAAUACCGUUCAAGUUGCUGUUCCUACUGAAAUGUGUUCUGAAUGUGUACUAAAAUGUUCUCACUGUGUAUUGAGCUCAAAACCUUUUCAUUUUUUUUUUUUUUUAAUCCUUUUUUUUUUUUGAAAACAGUGUAUUCUCUACCUUGUCUCUUUUUUAAUGAAGCAAUGGGCAUGCAUUUUAAAGAAAAGGGAAGAAUACUAAAGUCAAACUAUUAGAAAAUGGAGUGGGGAGUGAAGUCUGAGUUUUAAUGUAUUGAAAGUGUUGACCAUGAUGACACGUGUUUAAAUUGACCUACAGGGGGAAAAGAAACAAGGAUAUUCUUAACAGUCCUGUGUGAAAAGAUAAUCCUACAUUUCAUGUCAUAUGUUACACAAACACACAGUUAAAUAUUUACAGAAGACAUGUUGAGCAGUGCCUUCAAACAUUGUGAAGGGAAGUCAUGUUUAAUGUCUCUCGUGGUCUAGCUCUGGUCCAGGGCAGUGCUAGCUCUGGUCCAGGGCAGUGCUAGCUCUGGUCCAGGGCAGUGCUAGCUCUGGUCCAGGGCAGUGCUAGCUCUYGUCCAGGGCAUUGCUAGCUCUGGUCCAGGGCAUUACACGGUAGAGGAACAGUCUAAUGCACUGGGGGUUGUAUUCAUUACUGUUGCAAAACGUUUCUUAAAUGGAAGCGAAUGGAAUGAAACUGGGAGGGAUCUACCUGGAUUUGUCCAAUAGAAACUUGUUUAAUUCUUAAACUGAAAUGGUUUCUGUAACGAAUACUCCCCUGGACCUUGAGUUGGCGGACAUCUUGAGAGCCGGAAGCGGGAGAGAGAUGACAAAUCCAGCUUCAGUCACCAGAUGGCCCCCCAUUCUUACCUGAUCAGUCUCCUACAAUAGGAAAACGUGUCAUUUUCUAUUGAUUGGAUUGGAGAUGGAGACAGUCCCGCCUGCCUCUUGAGGCAGUGGUAGCCAAACGUUUCAGCUCUGAUCCAAUGGGAAUAUCACUACAGAUCACGGACACAGAGAGCUCAAACAACGCCUUGUAUAAAACACUGCCUCCUGUGCAUAAUGUAAAUAUUGAAUGCAAGUAAAAGUUUGAAAUAUCUUUGUUGACAGAAACUAAUGUGAACUGGUAUUCAUUGAUGUAGUUAUUUAAAAAGAGCUGUUACAUUUAAUAAAUACUAAUUAAUACAG